GAACUUUGUGAUACCAUGGUUCUCAUGAACGUAGCUGGAGUGACAACAAUGGUGAGCUUUACUAAGAGAGUUGUCUUGUUUUCUUUGCUUUGUUUUAAUGUGUUUGUGGUGAACGUGGUUGCUAGAGAUGUGGUGAAUGCGGAGAAGAAUGAGGAUGGGAAGUACUUUCUGACUAAGGGAGGUGGGUUUGGCGCUGGAGGUGGGGGUGGUUUUGGUGGAGGUGGAGGUCUUGGAGGUGGUGCUGGUGCAGGAGGUGGUUUUGGAGGAGGUGUUGGUGCUGGUGGAGGGUUUGGAGGUGGCGGCGGAGCUGGUGGUGGGUUUGGUAAGGGUGGAGGCCUUGGUGGGGGAAUAAGAAAAGGUGGCGGAGUUGGUGGUGGCAUUGGAAAGGGAGGAGGCCUUGGAGGUGGUAUAGGAAAAGGUGGUGGACUGGGUGGUGGCAUUGGAAAGGGCGGGGGGGUUGGUGGGGGUAUAGGAAAAGGUGGUGGACUUGGUGGCGGCAUUGGUAAGGGUGGGGGACUAGGUGGUGGAAUUGGCAAGGGUGGAGGCCUUGGUGGUGGACAUGGCGGUGGCAUUGGGAAGGGAGGAGGCCUUGGUGGUGGACAUGGUGGAGGAAUUGGCAAGGGUGGUGGACUUGGUGGAGGAAUUGGCAAGGGUGGUGGCCUUGGUGGUGGACUUGGUGGAGGAAUUGGCAAGGGUGGUGGACAUGGUAGUGGCAUUGGAAAAGGUGGAGGAAUUGGCAAUGGUGGUGGACAUGGCGGUGGCAUCGGUAAGGGUGGAGGCCUUGGUGGUGGAAUCGGAAAGGGUGGUGGCAUUGGAGGUGGGAUUAGGAAAGGUGUUGGACUCAGUGGUGGUAUUAGAGGUGGUGCUAGAGGAGUAGGUGGCGCCGGUGGUGGUAGUGGAUUUGGUGGGGGUGCAGGAGGUGGAGGUGGAUCUGGUGGUGGUAGUGGAAUUGGUGGAGUAGCGGGUGGCGAUAGUGGAAUUGGAGGACAGCACUAA
Hibiscus syriacus is the source of this 996-nucleotide messenger RNA. RefSeq names its product glycine-rich cell wall structural protein-like. Lineage: Eukaryota; Viridiplantae; Streptophyta; Magnoliopsida; Malvales; Malvaceae. The coding region runs from base 16 to 996 and encodes 326 amino acids. The record is from RefSeq and is a predicted model, not a curated record. The transcript has 6 exons.